UCCCACUUGGAGUGUACGGGCCAUUUCGACGACAUGGCUUUCGUGUUCCGCCGAUCGGUAGUUGUCAUGCAGCGCUCAGCAGCCCGCCAUUUCACUUCGUGUGGGCCAGCUGCGCAAGGAUCCGCGCCAGGGGCAGUGCCACCCCCUCCAGGGAUCUGGGCGCGCCGACUGAACAAGUAUGAACAGCAAUACGAAUUGUUGGCUGCACGACUCCAAGGCACGGAUGGUUGCAAAUGGAUCGGCAAGGGUUCCGUGAUUGGUUUCGUUCUUGGAGGCGUCGUUGGAGCAGCGCUGCAUUCAAGGCGCUCUACGUUCGAUAACGAUGCAGUGCAUCGCAUGAAAUCGCUGGCGACGGAAUUGCAAGAACAGUCGCGAGUCUUGCAGAUCCAAAUCGCAUCCAUUCAAGAAGCAGUGAACCAACUCAAUUUGGCCAUGUUGAGUUGGGUCCCUCCCCCGAUGCCCCCUUCGCGUAUCGAUGAAGCAGCGGUCAGGAAACAACGAUCGGAUCAACGAAUGCUGGCGUUCCAAGAGGUGGAGCGCAAGUUGGAGCGUGAUGUGCAGAUCGCUGAUUCGUAUGGAGAAAAGGUGGAGCGCUACAUGGAAUUUAUCGGGGCGCUUUGCGACACUAUAGCGAAGGAAGUGGAAGAAAACUCGGAUCGACAAUCGAUGACAGAGGAGGACUUGGACAGCAUGGAUGACCUUUUGUCGUUCAUGCGAGCUGUUGCAACGAAGACCAAGUCGUCCAAGGCUGAAACAUCAGAGGGCUAGCAAAGUAAUUGAAGACGCCAACAAUUCCCAAGGCGUAUUCGAAUUCGAUAUCUCCUUGUUUCGUACGUCGCAGAAUGUAAUCGGAGGGAGAUCUGUCGGCAUGUGAAAAUCCACCCAAGCGAUGGCAUUCUCUGGUGUACCUCUGACAUGGCAAGAAGACACAGCCUUAUAGUUGACACAUUCUCACUGCAAAUUAUCCCACGAAGCCAUGGAGCCACGGACAAUCGAUCGCGUUCGUCCCCUAGCACGCCGAGCCAUGAAGCGACCGCAUGAACGAAGUGCAGCAGUUUUUGCGCAAGCCAUGGGAAAGGGGAUGAAAAACUGGCGCCACAAGAACUGGACCAGCCAUUCACAACUCCAAGGUAUCCAGAGUGGUCGCGUUAACAUGUAUUCCAAACACUAUC
Aphanomyces invadans is the source of this 1172-nucleotide messenger RNA. RefSeq lists its product as hypothetical. Bases 34 to 768 code for a protein of 244 amino acids. The transcript is spliced from 3 exons. The record is from RefSeq and is a predicted model, not a curated record. NCBI's taxonomy places the organism in Eukaryota, Oomycota, Saprolegniomycetes, Saprolegniales, Verrucalvaceae.